Molecule: messenger RNA, 1122 nt
Organism: Penicillium nucicola
Lineage: Eukaryota; Fungi; Ascomycota; Eurotiomycetes; Eurotiales; Aspergillaceae
Exons: 3
Coding region: 1-1122 (373 amino acids)
Biological process (GO): regulation of transcription by RNA polymerase II; DNA-templated transcription
Cellular component (GO): chromatin
Molecular function (GO): DNA-binding transcription factor activity, RNA polymerase II-specific; zinc ion binding; RNA polymerase II cis-regulatory region sequence-specific DNA binding
Source: RefSeq, a predicted model, not a curated record
AUGGAACAAAUACCCAUGGAAAAGAAGAAAGAUGACACUCGUCGGUUCUACUGUCGUUUCUCGGGCUGCACCUCCAGCUACUGGCAUAAGGAGCACCUAAAUCGCCAUGAGAAACAACAUAUACAGACCGAAACAUAUCCGUGUUACUUUUGUACUCGGAAAUUCGGUCGAAAUGACACUCUUCGUCGACAUAUCAGGCUAAAUCACCCCUCAGAGGAACCGCUUGAUCGUGCCCGACGAGCAUGUAGGCACUGUCGGGAUAAGAAGAUUAGGUGUCACGGAGGGCAACCGUGUCAAGAAUGUUGGCGCCGGAGUCUCUCAUGUGUCUUUGACGACGAAGUCAACGUGAUUGAGGAUAACUCGCAUGGCGACCAAAUCCAAACAGACCUAAUGCCACAAUCACCGAAAUUAUGUCACAUUUCCUCUGACAUACAACAACAGAGUAUCGACUCAUAUUUCAGCCUUAUUCACCCUCACUGGCCAAUCAUACACCGUGCCUCCUUCAAAAUUCGUCCCGAAGAGCCUAUAUUGGUUUAUGCUAUGACUGCUCUUGGUUUAUUAACCAAUGCGAGGUCCGAGGCAACAGAGCUCCAUGAGUAUCUUGGCCAUAAUCUUCGCAAACAAGAGAUCAAGUGGAAUGCCUCGAUGGUAGAUGAAAUGUGCAGUUCUCAUGCAUGGCCAAUGUCUACGUAUCAGGCAAUCCUACUGCACAUACUCUUCUCUCUAAUAGAGAAUAACCGAGCCUCACUCGGCCAAGAUUCGAAGCAGUCUCUUCCAUCUUCAUCCCUAGGACUACUCGAGUCUCUCGUCCGAAGCUGUAGCAAGCUAGGCAUGUUACACUACCCGAACAUCCCAGUUCGUUAUGAACAGACUGGCUCGCCUUUAUUUGCCUGGAUAUGUAUCGAAGAAAUCAAGCGGUUCAACAUUGCCCUUUCAAACAUGUGUAAGAUUGUGGGCCUUGGUCACUAUGAUAAAAUAUUUGCUGGUUACCGGACGUCACUGCCGCGUGAUGGGAAAUCUCAAAUUCAAUCGUUAAAAAUUGACCACUUGUGGCAUACAAUGGCCCGCGGGGACUGGGUCACGACUCUGAACGAGUCCAGUGGGGAUUUGCUUGCUAGUUAA